Molecule: messenger RNA, 3978 nt
Organism: Penicilliopsis zonata CBS 506.65
Lineage: Eukaryota; Fungi; Ascomycota; Eurotiomycetes; Eurotiales; Aspergillaceae
Exons: 3
Coding region: 1-3978 (1325 amino acids)
Biological process (GO): transmembrane transport
Cellular component (GO): membrane
Molecular function (GO): ATP hydrolysis activity; ABC-type transporter activity; ATP binding
Source: RefSeq, a predicted model, not a curated record
AUGGAGGCUAUCGCCGUUGUCGUCGUGCUGGGGAGUAUCCCUUCCCUGCGUCGACUGAUCGCCUCGAAACGCAGGCGCAAACAGAGCCUUUACGACGAUGCUGACGGCGUGGCCAGCGAUGCUUCCUUGGAGGCUUUUUCCAACCGUCGCUCCUUUACGGCUCUCUUCCUGUUUGCCUCACUUGGACUAGGACUUGUGUUGACCGUCUCUCGUCGACCAGACGUCUAUCGCGAUGGGAAAGUCGUCGACCAGGAGAUGACCGGGUCUCUGUUCUCGCGCUGGUCUCUUAACUGGGUCGAGGCAGUGCGACAGGCGGGAGACAAGGAGACUCUCGAGACGACCGAUUUUCCAGCUCUGCCGACGGAGGUCUGUACACAGCAUGGCACGGAGGCAUUCGACGACAUCAUCCUCAACGACAGCCUGCCGCUCUGGAUGCGACUGACGUGGCAGUUCCGUAAACCGCUCCUGGUCCAGUGGGGGUCGAUCCUGAUCACCAACUUCUUCGACGUGGCGCCGUCGUUUGCAGCACUGCAGCUUCUGCGCCAUCUAGAGGCCCGGGGCGACAAUCUGGAUGCGCCGGACCCCGAUGCGUGGAAAUACGUGCUUGCCAUCCUUGCGGCGGAGUUAAGUUCGCAGCUGGGCGACUCGCGAGUCAACUGGUGGGAGAUUGGUACCAUUGUUGUUCCUUUGCGCUCCACCCUGGCCGGGGUGAUGUACAGGAAGUUGCUCCGGAGGAGUCUGCACACGGACGAUAGUCAUCAUCACGAUGACAACCACCAGGAUACUGAUGAGUCGGAGGAAAAGGAAGAGAAAAACGCCGAAGAUGUGGUGAACAUGUUUGCGGUGGACUGCGAGCAGAUUGCAGAGUUCGCGGCCAUGACUGCGCAGUAUGUGAACACCGCAGGCAAAUUCGCCGUCACGUCCGUCUUCCUCUUCUUCCUGAUGGGCUGGGAGAGUCUCUGCGCCGGUCUCUUGGGCAUCGUCCUCCUGUUCCCCAUCAACCGGGCCCUCUCGUCGCGAUACGGCAAGAAGCAGACCGAACUCAUGAAGAUCCGCGACCACCGCACCGCCGUGACCACCGAGGCCCUCCAUGGGAUCCGCCAGAUCAAAUUCUCCGCCAGCGAGGAUCAGUGGGCGCGUCGUCUGGGUGAGAUUCGCGAUCGCGAACUGCACGUUCUUUGGAAAACCCGGCUAGAUAGUCUGUACAUGACCAUCGCGUCCGAGUUCACGCCCAUCGCCUUGACGGCGUUGAGUCUCUCCACGUAUGCGUACAUUCACGGUGAACUCGGGCCUGCAGUCGCCUUCACAGCUAUCAGUCUCGUCCUGCAGCUCGAGGGAGUCGUCUCGCAUGUCCCAUACCUGCUUGUGAUGCUCAUGGACGCCAAAGUCAGCUGUGAGCGAAUCGACCGUUUCCUGCGUGCCGAGGAGAAGCCCGUCUCAACCCAUCCAGGGCCGUCGGUUGCCUUCCACGACGCCACCAUUGCCUUUCCCAGCUCGAACAAGGACCGGCAGUUCACCCUGGCCGGUCUCAAUCUGACCUUUCCCGCUGGAGCCUUGAGCGUGAUUUCCGGGCCGACGGGAAGCGGCAAAUCCCUGCUCUUAGCCGCCAUCCUGGGCGAAGCUAAAGUGUUACAGGGGGCAAUCCAUGUCCCGUCCAGCGCCACCGGUCUGGCAUUUGUCUCCCAGAGUCCCUGGCUGGAGAACGCCAGUGUGCGCGACAACAUCCUGUUCGGUCUGCCCUUUGACGCCCUCCGCUACAGCAAAGCCAUCGCCGCGUGUGCGUUGACAGCAGAUCUGUCCAACUUGCCGGACCGCGACGAGACGCUGGUGGGCCCGCAGGGGGUUGCAUUGAGCGGAGGGCAGAAGUGGCGCGUCACCCUUGCCAGGGCGUUGUAUUCGCGUGCGGGGAUCCUCGUCCUGGAUGAUGUGUUUUCCGCCCUCGACGCACACGUCGGCAGACAUGUGUUGGAACAGGCCAUCCACGGGGAUCUCGCUCAGGGGCGGACGCGGAUCCUCGCCACGCACCAUGCUGCCAUGGUUCAGGCGGCGUAUUCGGUCCGUCUGGCUGGCGGGGUGGUGGAAUACGCUGGCGACGAGGUGGCUACUGUAGACAGCGAUGGGGAGCAGAACCCGGGCGAGAUGGAAACAUUCCAAGAAAAUGAAAAGGCCGAAGGCGACGUUGAAGGGCGCGAGACGGGCCGUGUCUCGACAGAGGUGUACAAGGGAUAUCUCUCUGCUUCGGGGGGAUGGUCCCUCUGGACGAUGCUUGUCCUUUGCUUUGCCCUGUCGGAGGCGUUUAUCGUCGGGAGAACGUACUGGGUGAAGAUCUGGUCUGGACAGAAGGAGAUGACCAUCUCGUCUGGACCUCAUCUUCCCGAUUUCAUUAUACAAUCGGCUCAGUCGAUCCAAUCGGCCUCACCGAAUCACUCGCUAUGGUACUAUCUCGGCAUCUACUGCUUGAUCUCGAGUGUGUCUGUGAUAAUCACGCUCGGCCGACUACUCCUAGUCUACACGGCGUCGAUCAAAGCAUCGCGCAAUCUGUUCACUUCCAUGCUGCACACGGUCUUACACACCCCGCUACGAUGGCUGGAUACGAUCCCCCCCGGUCGCAUCUUGAACCGGUUCACGGCCGACUUCCGCCUGCUGGACUCCUCCCUUGCCGAGGACUUUUACCAGUUGGCCGGGAUUGGAUGGUCGCUCGCCGGGAUCAUGAUCUCCGCCGUGUUUGUGUCGUGGAUCAUGGCCGUCGUCGCCGCCGUGUUAUUGCUCAUCUCUGCCCUAAUCGCCCGACAGUAUCUGACAGCCGCGCGGUCCAUCAAGAGACUAGAAGCGACGAGUAAAUCACCUGUGAUAUCCCAUUUCUCAACCUCCCUGCGUGGACUGGCCACGAUCCGUGCAUUCGACAUGGGCGCCUUGUUCAUCUCCCGCAUGGACGCCCUGAUCGAUACCUACGCCGCUUGUACCUGGUAUGACGGGCUGCUCCGCGGCUGGCUGCUGCUCCGGGUGGGAAUCACCGCCAUGUUUCUGUCUGUCGCCGUCGCGAUCUGCGUAGUGAGCAUGCCCGGGGUGGACGCCAGCCUGGCCGGGUUUGCGCUCUCGUUCGCCUUGAACUUUAGCUUCUCGGUUGCGUGGAUGAUCCGCACAGCCACAGAGGUGGAAUUGGAUAUGAACGCCGCCGAGCGGAUCAUCGAGUAUCGCGAUCUCGUAACCGAACCGGCGGGCGGCGAUGUCGUGCGUGCCAGUUGGCCGGAACACGGACGCGUCGAGGUCUCAGACCUAGAGGUUGGAUAUGCAGACGGGCUGCCGUCUAUCCUGAAGGGAUUGAGCUUUACCGUUGAACCGAACCAACGGAUCGGCGUUGUAGGGAGGACAGGGGCAGGCAAAUCGACUCUUUCUCUCGCGCUGUUUCGCUUCCUGGAAGCCCGCCAAGGCCGCAUCACGAUCGACGGGAUGGACAUCUCACGGCUGCGGCUCGACGAUCUGCGCACUCGCCUGGCGAUCAUCCCGCAGGACCCCGUGCUCUUCUCAGGCACGAUCCGGUCGAAUCUAGACCCGUUGGAGCGGUUCAGCGACGAGGAGGUGCGCGAUGCCUUGGAACGGGUACACCUGCCUGCGUCUUCCACGGCAGCAGGCGCCUCGCUGUCCCUCACCUCGCCCAUCGCCUCGGGGGGCAACAACCUCUCGCAAGGACAGAAACAGCUGCUCUGUCUUGCCCGAGCGAUCCUCACCCGGCCGAAGAUCCUGGUGCUGGACGAGGCAACAUCUGCCGUGGACAGCGCCACUGACAGGCUCAUCCAGCAGUCCAUCCGCGAGAGCUUCACGGAGACAACGCUGUUGGUGGUCGCGCACCGGCUGAGCACGGUGGCGGACUUUGACCGCAUCCUGGUGCUCCAGGACGGGGUUGCGGCGGAGUUUGGCCGGCCGGACGAGUUGAUAGCCGCGGGGGGGGUUUUUGCCUCCAUGUGGGACAAGAAUUAG